Molecule: messenger RNA, 1219 nt
Organism: Monomorium pharaonis (pharaoh ant)
Lineage: Eukaryota; Metazoa; Arthropoda; Insecta; Hymenoptera; Formicidae
Gene: ste14
Product: protein-S-isoprenylcysteine O-methyltransferase
Exons: 3
Coding region: 311-1171 (286 amino acids)
Biological process (GO): C-terminal protein methylation
Cellular component (GO): endoplasmic reticulum; membrane
Molecular function (GO): protein C-terminal S-isoprenylcysteine carboxyl O-methyltransferase activity
Source: RefSeq, a predicted model, not a curated record
CACGAGAGUGCGUGAAAGUGCAUACCUAACCUCUAAUCUAGAAAUCCACACAAGUCCUUAGCAGUCCUUAGACUCCUUAGUUCAGAAUGUUUGGGCAUUUCGUUUAGUAGUUUUGACUGGUUGCAUCGCUUUCUUAAGAAAUUUGACUUUUAAUUCUUAUUAUUCGACAGUGAGAGAUAAUAUUAUUGCUGAUAAAGCGCACAAACUUCUGUAAAAAGUACGAGUCAUGAAUGGUCAUGAAUUGCUAUGAAUAACAAUUAAAAGUUCGUUCGUCACUUUAAAAGUAUCGAGGAAAAGAUUCGCAAAAAAGAUGCUGUGUCGCGAUGGAGUCCUUAGUCUUUUCUGCUUUAUCGCAGCGGGUUUAAUCUCGCUUUCCCCUGAACUGCAGUUCAGAUUAGGCUUCAAUAUUUAUGCCGCAUAUUUUACAAAUAUUUGGUUUCUACACGCAGUACAGUACAUUCUUAUAAAUGUAUUUGCAUUUUUGGCGUUUCGCGGUUUUGCUUAUCAAAUAGCAAUCAGAGCGUUGUUUCUUGGAUAUGUAUUUGGAAUUGGUAUCCUAAUAUCAAUUAAUGCUCCAUCAUCAUGGCAGGUGUUUGGCAUUUACACGACAGUAUUAGCAAGUUUUCAUUAUUCAGAAUUUCUAACUAUAGCAUGGACAAAUCCAGCUACUCUAUCAAUCGAUAGUUUCAUCCUCAAUCACAGCAUAGCAUAUGGAGUGGCAGCAUGUCUCAGUUGGAUAGAGUUUUUGAUAGAGAGACAUUACUUUCACAGAAUGAAAGUACUCUCCCCAGUGUCCUAUCUUGGUCUGAUGUUGUGCAUUUCUGGUGAAAUUUUAAGAAAAGCAGCAAUGUGCACUGCAAAACACAACUUUAACCAUGUUGUACAAAUUGAGAAGAGUGACAAUCAUGAACUUAUUACACAUGGUGUAUAUAAUUUUUGUAGGCAUCCUAGUUAUGUAGGAUGGUUUUACUGGUCUAUAGGAACACAGUUAAUACUUCAAAAUCCACUAUGCCUUUUUGCGUAUGCAUUGAUGUCAUGGAAUUUCUUCCAUGAGCGUGUUAUGAUUGAAGAAAUAACUUUGUUAAAUUUCUUCGGCGAAGACUACCUUGAAUAUCAAGAGAGAGUAGGUACUGGGCUUCCAUUUAUUUCUGGAUAUAAGAUUAAUUCAUAGCACUCAACAAUGGUGUAAUCCAAUUUUGUAUAAAGUUAUCCUGACAAA